AUUACGGCACUGGCAAGAAUAAGUUGGACCUCGUCUGUCUUCACUGAAAUCCAAAAUCAUAUCAAAACUAUGGCGAUGCUGAGAAUUAGAAAAAGAAGCUAUUUCGGCAUUUGGACUUUUCCUUUAAUCGUGGCCGUUGUUUGUGCGCAGAGUGUCAAUGACCCUAGCAAUAUGUCACUCGUCAAAGAAACUGUGGAUAGACUGUUGAAAGGAUAUGACAUUCGCUUGAGGCCAGAUUUUGGAGGUCCCCCGGUGGGAGUAGGAAUGAAUAUAGACAUUGCGAGCAUAGAUAUGGUAUCUGAAGUCAAUAUGGACUACACGCUGACGAUGUAUUUCCAGCAGGCUUGGAGGGAUAAGAGGCUGUCCUACUCGGAGAUUCCCCUCAAUCUCACACUGGAUAACCGAGUAGCCGAUCAGCUUUGGGUCCCGGACACCUACUUCCUGAACGACAAGAAGUCCUUCGUGCACGGCGUGACGGUGAAGAACCGCAUGAUCCGGCUGCACCCGGACGGCACCGUGCUCUACGGCUUGAGGAUCACCACCACCGCUGCCUGCAUGAUGGACCUCAGACGGUAUCCCCUGGAUGAACAGAACUGUACGCUGGAGAUAGAGAGCUAUGGCUACACCACAGAUGACAUCGAGUUCUACUGGCGAGGAGGUGACCAUGCAGUGACGGGGGUGGAGCGGAUAGAGUUGCCGCAGUUCUCCAUCGUGGACUACAAGCUCAUCUCCAAGAACGUCGUCUUCUCCACCGGAUCGUACCCGCGACUCUCCCUCAGCUUCAAGCUGAAGAGGAACAUCGGCUACUUCAUCCUGCAGACCUACAUGCCCUCCAUCCUGAUCACCAUCCUCUCCUGGGUCUCCUUCUGGAUCAACUACGAUGCCUCAGCUGCCAGAGUGGCCUUGGGGAUCACCACCGUGCUGACCAUGACCACCAUCAACACGCACUUGCGGGAAACGCUUCCCAAAAUCCCCUACGUCAAGGCCAUUGACAUGUACCUCAUGGGCUGUUUUGUCUUCGUCUUCCUCGCCCUGCUGGAGUACGCCUUAGUGAACUACAUCUUCUUCGGUCGAGGGCCGCAGAGGCAAAAAAAGGCUGCCGAGAAAGCGGCCACCGCCAACAACGAGAAGAUGAGGAUGGAGGCCAACAAGUGGUUGGUGGGAAAUGUAGUUCAGAGAGAUGAUACUCUCUAUGCCAGAAUGAAACAGAGGGACAUUGAUGCUCAUGACUCGAUGUGGGAACCGAUCUUUGUGGACGAUGCAGCAAUAGGACUAGGGGAACAAAAGAAUAAGAUGGACCCCCACGAAAACAUCCUUUUGAGCCCCUUGGAAAUCAAGAAUGACAUGGGAACAUCAGAGCUGACCCUGGGUCUCGGUGACCCGCGGAGCACGAUGCUGGCCUAUGACAGCUCGGCACUCCAGUACCGCAAAGCCGGCUUGGCCAGGCCCAACUUCGGACGCAAUGCGCUCGAGCGCCACGUGGCGCAGAAGAAGAGUCGUCUACGGAGGCGUGCAUCGCAGCUGAAGAUCACCAUCCCCGACUUGACGGACGUAAACUCUAUCGACAGGUGGUCGAGGAUGAUCUUCCCCACCGUAUUUUCCUUCUUCAACAUCGUCUAUUGGCUCUACUACGUCAACUAAUGCCGAUGGAGCGGGAACGGGUGACGAUGCCUCUAUGCCGAUAGAUUUUCCAACGCGAGCAAGACUCUGAAUUCCUGUCACACCCGAGCUACAGUCAGAACUGGGUCCAUUUUAUUUCAGAACACCUGAAUUGCUGGCUAACACGUUAAAAACCGUAGAAUGAAGAAAUGAAAAAAAAAAAAUACAUUUUCAUACCGUGCCUGGUCAAGUAUUUAAGUUUUGCAUCAUAAAUAGUUUAUUUUUUAAAGAAGCUUUAUUGUUUUUUUUUCAAAUAUUGUUUUUGCAGCCAUUAUCUCAAUAUUUCAGAUAUUUUUUAGAGAAUUAUGUAAGCACUACGUAUUAGUGUAAAUUAGGCCAUCUCACUAAAUACAUGAUUAUAAUAAAAGUAGUAUGUUUUGAUAAAAUUUUUAUAGGUUAAUUGUUUUAACCUGGAUGAAAUGGUUUUAUGAUUAGCCAAGAAUGUUCCAUUCAUCCUACAGAAUUCCAUAAAUUAUAGUUGAGGAUUUGUAAAUAAAGAUUUUUUAACUACCCAUUUUUUAUUUAUAGAAUGUUACGAGAUUCUAUUUAUUAACAUAUAACGCCAUACUUCAUUUAUACUAGUUUCUGCCAUUGAAAACCCUACUGCCAAAUCCACAGUGUUACAUAGUGUACAUACUGAAAAAGUACUACUAAAAUAGAGUACUAUCUAUUUUAAUUCAGAGAAACUACCUUUUCAUUUGUUAAAAUACUUUAUGUUUUUCAUUAUUAUUUUUUAAGAUGAGUUUAUUGAGUUGCUUUGAUUUGUUUUGUAGUUGCUUGCAUCAACUCUGAAAUGCGUUUUUGAAAGGGUUUGAAAGGACACAAUCCUCUUGGUCUAAUCGUGCGAUGACAAAAUUUUAUGCGACUUUUUCAUUUUUAUUUCCCCAACACUGCAGUGAUUUUCAUUUGUAAUAUACUGACACUUGUCGUUGCCGCCGUUCCUUUGCUGAUAAUGGUUAUAAAGGCGACGCUUAGCGCAGCGACUGAGGCCGUGCAUCACUUGGAAGUAUCUGGAGCGAGGAGGCGCGUUUCCACCUUUGACUUUCACGAUGAACUGUAAAUAUCUCUUGUAUAUGAUUGUUAACAUGUUAUCUUAUUUUACGCGAGCAUUCAUGGAGUAUACUUUGUGUUUACAUGAAGAAUGGUACAUUUCUGUUUAUUACUUGAGGGCAUUUCGGGGGGGGGGGGGGGUGACUUUAAAUUUAUUUUAUUUAGGUGCAUGUAUUUAAAAGCCAUGUGAGAGAAAAGCAUCUGUCAUGGAACUACAGUACCCAGAAUACUUUGCACAGAAACUGUUCAAACCAUCCAGCCGGACAGAAAUAUUGACCUGCCAUUUUACCUUCUUUGCGAUAAAAGCCAUUUGGUAGCUAUUUAGCGCACAUUCCUCCAUGUAAAGAAAUCCUUCAGAAGUAGACGGGUUGAACGGCAAAACACUCAGCACAAUGUCUCUUUGGCGUCACUCAUGAAAAAACAUCACGUUCAUUUUAUUAGCAUGGUUUGUUAUCCUUUGCGCAGUUAUGGCUUGUGUUCUAGUUUUACGGGGAUUUCUAUGCCUAUUUAAUUUUAUAUGUGUAGGUUGGUGACAAACCUUGUGUAUAACCAAGAUAUAAUGACGUCAUCUCAUUUCAAAACCGGUCUAUUAUGGUUGAAUAAUCUCCGUAAUCUUGAUAAUCUUUUGUCCUGAUAUGAUCAUUUAUACACAACUUUUGCUAGAACACAAAAAGUAAUAAAAGACUGUGUAAAUGAUAAUGAAAAUGUAAGUGAUAAUGAACAUAUAAAAUAUUGAUAGUAUAAACAUGGAUAAUGUUACAUGGCUGUAGUGGUUUAUAAGUGACUUCCCAGACUGCAGAUGAAAUGUAACCAAACAUGGGCACAGUAUGCAAUAAAAUUUGCAGACUUUCGAAUUCUAGCAAUAGGUUAGAAGUAUGAAAGAAAUGAAUAUACAAAUAUAUAGUAUAUAGCUAGCGAUAAAGGGCAGCUGCAGGGAUAUCCGUUUCAUACCUAGAGUACACACAUAAUCAUUCCUAUUACUGCUGCUACUGUAUGAUAUCAAUUAAACAAUCCAGAGAUGGAGAUUUCAGGUGCAGAGAGUUCAAAUCCAGACCAGGAUUUUGUUUCAGCCAACCAGUUCAGUUUAAAGAGUCACAGUCACAGAGUAUGCAAGUAUUUGGUUGAAACAAAAUAUCGGUCUGGAUUUGUACUCUCUGGAGCCGAACUCUCCACCUCUGUAAACAUCUAACCGAUUUAAUAAUUGCACUAGUUAUUUCUUGGAUAUUUUCAAAUUCAUUCAAAUCAGUGGAACAGUUGCGGUGAAAUUUGAUGUUUCUCUCGUUAAAACCCAUGCAGACACUGACGCCAGUGUGGUUCAUCUUUGAUUAUUACUCAUAACUUCUUGGCCCUUGCUAACAUUGUGCUACACUUAAUCUCAAAUCUUUUCAUUUGCAAGCAUGAAACAAUAUAGAAUCACUGUUUUCAAACUGGCAGCAAGAGGGAGAAAAGCUUCCUUACUAAAAAUUUGUUGCAAUCAAUAAGCUAUAAUUAAUAUUUUAUAUUAUAUCUUAUAUAUAUAUAUAUAAGAAAAUGAUCCGGUUGCUGCUUCCUUUUAAAUGUAUCAGCUCUACUUUCAUGUGGAUUGUAAGAGCAUCGUUAUGCUGUCUAUUUGCGAGGUGUGUGACGUCUUUUCUACAGUCAUGGAAAUCUUCCCUUUCCAAAAGCCAAAGUAAACAGCAGGAAUUAGACAGGGUACCCUGACAAGAAUAAGAAUUUAAACCAAGUCUUCCUUAAAAUAUCCUCUUUGUUUCAUUGUAUGUCACAUCCUGUGUUUUAAGUGUCAUGAUGUGAUUCGUGAUCGAUGUCAUUCCAUUGAAAGCUCAUGGGAGUUUUACCUACACAAAAAUAUUCUGAGGGCAGAAUGAAAACUGACUGGUUCAGAGAGAUAACCAAUCGAAUUGUAGAGGAGGCGGGUCAAAGCAACUAGAGGAGGCGGGACCAAAACGCUCCCAUGAGCCCUUUACAAUGCCUUAAUAUAAAUACUGCACAGGUCCAGACAGCAGUGGAUAGCAAAUGGUCUUGUAAUGAUGCAGACAUGCCAUGUCAAUUAUUUGUAGCCGCCUGAGUGUUGGGAGGGUCCCUCCCUCAUGUACCCCUAAAUGCGGGGUCCAUGCUUGUAUACCCCUAAGAAGGAAGAGAAUCCCCCCUCAUGUCCCCCUGAGUAUCAGGAAGACACGUGCUUGUGUUCCUCCUGGAAAAUAUCCAACUAAAUAACUGGGUUAAGUAUCAGAUAAGAAACUGGUUAAUGUUUAAUCUUAUAAGAGACUGCAGCAGUUUAUAAAGUUCGCCGAAUGAUACUAAGAGUAAAUCUUCAUUUUGGAUGAUUCGUUAAAUACGUGUCGGAAAUAAACCUGAUAUAACAUUGAAAAUGAAUUAUGAACGUUUGAUUUAUCAUUACAAUUAUUAUAGUUACUAAGUAAUAUUAUGUUGUUACUGUAAUAGUCAUGUAGCUACUGUCACAAUGAAUCUAUUCUGUAUACAAAGAGUGUACAUGCAAUUACUGCAUCAUUUUGUAUCAUUCAUAUCCUAUAAAGCCUGAUUCAUUGUGUGUCUCAUAAAAGUGCAUCGCUGAUUAUACACAUGUCCCUACAUUUCUGAAUACAUGCAUUUUUAUUUUAUUUUUACAUUUUUUGCAAGUGCUCUAUUGUAAGACGUUACCUGGGUAUCUAGAUUUUCCAUCUCUUAACUAUAAUUUAGCAGGUAAAUAGCUGUCUUAAUAUUAUUGAUGUAACAUUUAAGGGGGUCAGGGAUUUAAAUACUAUGUUGCGAUAUGUUGCUAGCUGUAUAUAUGAAAUCUUCUGUGAGUACAUAAAAAAUGGAGCCGUAUAAUAUUGUAAAUAUUAGAGAAUUUCUUAAAACGUUUUUAAACUUCCUAAUUUGUAAUAUACUUAAAUGUGAACAAAAGCAAUUACAGAUUUAAUGGCCUAUAUAUAUGAAAAGUGUAGAGGGAAAAGCGUUUCAGAGAAUCUGUGGCUGUUAAAUCGAAACUUCAAAGAGGAAGAUGCAAGUCGGUGUGUGUGUGUGUGUGUGUGUGUGUGUGUGAAUAACACCUAAAACAGGGUUAUGUUACUGAAGAAGAAUUGCAUUAAAAUGCUUCCUUUUUAAUUAAUUCACUUUUAGUGCAUUUUUCAUUUUACCACACAUCGCCGUUUCACCUGACAUUCAUAUAGGUGUUUAUUUUUGACAAAAAUGAAUUUUGAUGGUGAUAAGUAAGGAAGGAGACCAAAUGAUUUAUAGUAGAUGAGCCUUUAUCUGCUUGCUGUAAUGUAACAGAAUAUCAGACACAUCCACCCCAUUGAACUGAAACAAUAUUUUUUAUUGAAAUAACAAAAAAAAACCUUGUUUUCAACAUAUGGAUUUUAUGCAGGAAACAAACAUUUUGCAUAAUAUUAAAUCUGUUAAAUACUCAUUUAUCAUUGCUGAUGUUUAGAGCAUCUUAUGAUUUAUAAUUACAUGCUUGAUUAUUCAUUCCACAUCUAAAGUCAAUAUAUUUCAACACCUGUCUUUCAUAACAAUCUAGCAGUAUUUCCCGAUGCUAAUGGUUUCACGGGGAAUUCCACUCCCAAUCCGCAGUAUAGCUUCAAACAUUUAAGGCUGCAGACAUUGGUGUGUUUUUGUUGGAGGUUAUUAAUGACCUGAAAUAAAAGCUACAGGUCUGAGAAUUAAUAAACAGGGCCCUUUAGAUUUUAUUGUUUGAGAGGAGAGUCUUCUUGCUGUGUCCUGUGGGUCAAGCAUGCAGCCCCUGUCAUCCAUACUAAGAAAGCAGUUUUCUCAAACAACAAUGGUGUACCUAGAACCCAUGGCCCCCCUGACAAAAUAUCAACUUGGGCUCCCCCUGAUAUGGAUGGGAGAAGAAAUAUGGGUCCCCCACAGUAGAAUUUACCAAUUGUGGUGGGAAGGAGGGGGGGGGGGGUCAAUUGGUACAAUUUGAAGAGCAGAGGUAAUAUUAUUUCCCAACAAAUAAAUGAUAAUAUUUCAUAUUUAUGGACCCUGUAAAGUGCCCUCCCACCUCCAUAUCUCCCAAUGUAUCCAGGCCCCUCCCCUCCUACCCACCUGGGUCUGGCCUGUCCUAAAACUCUUAUGCUAGAUCCCAAGUAUGGGUUACUAACCAACCAGCAAAAGCCAAAGUCUGACCCCUAAUCCAGUGGUUCUCAAACUGUGUUAGCAGAACAAGCUAAUAUGGUGUUUGUGCAAAAAAAAAAAAAAAAUAGGAAUUUAAAAUUGAAAUCGAUGUAAAAUUACUUGAUAUAAAAAAAUACAUUUUCAGGUUGAAUAAGAUAUUAAUCAACCUGAAAAGCAAGGUCACCCCCUCACUGACACGGUAAGUGCUGUUUCUUGUGUGUGUGUGUGUGUGUGUGUGUGUGUGUGUGUGUGUGUGUGUGUGUGUGAGUGUGUGAGUGUACGCGCACUUGUAUUCAGGUCACUGUGAUUUUUUUCACCCAUGUGGCAUUUGCCGAUUUUGAUUUCAAAGUGAUACUUGCUCCAAAUCGCUUGAAAACCAUUGCAUUAGUCCGUUCACACCCAUACCGACAUUCUUUGCAAAGAACUCUUUCCAAUGAUUCGUUUCAUUUUAAUUUCCAUUGGUAUAAAUUACCGCCAUAGGUUUCAUCAGUCGCCCUUUUGUAUGUGAUUAAUACUGCUUAUUUUCUAACACAAAAAAGACAAUGUGAAAACUGUUGGCAUUCACCUUGGGGUUUAUGUUCUCACCGGGUUCGAAAAGGGCUGUAAGCGGCUGAGCUGAAGUACUGACUGUACAAUUAAUACUUUCUGAAAGGACAAAUUAUAAAUGAAACACAAAGACAUUGCAGCCAAUCUCUGCAUGUAAAUAUGAAAAACUGUUCGACUGGUGUGUACUUUUUGAAAUUGAAAUGCAAUAUGAAUAAAAGAUAUUUAACUGA
Messenger RNA from Brienomyrus brachyistius, 7607 nucleotides. RefSeq names its product gamma-aminobutyric acid receptor subunit beta-2. Gene Ontology annotation, molecular function: extracellular ligand-gated monoatomic ion channel activity; GABA-A receptor activity; neurotransmitter receptor activity. Gene Ontology annotation, cellular component: GABA-A receptor complex; neuron projection; membrane. The record is from RefSeq and is a predicted model, not a curated record. NCBI's taxonomy places the organism in Eukaryota, Metazoa, Chordata, Actinopteri, Osteoglossiformes, Mormyridae. Gene Ontology annotation, biological process: nervous system process; signal transduction; regulation of membrane potential. The transcript has 10 exons. Bases 70 to 1641 code for a protein of 523 amino acids.